AUGAUUGAUGCAUAUAGAAAAACUAAUGUUGAUAUUUUAUUGAACAGCUUUGAAAAACCCGUUGAGUUAGAGGCAUGCUCGUUGCUGCAAGUGAUUUCCAGUGAUGUUACUGUGGAGUCCCUCUCAAAGGCAGGCUUAUCUAGACCGCAAAUGCCUUCAAAGAAGCAGUCUCACGUCGACGAACGUCCUCCGUUAACUAGGGUCAGCGAAAUCGACGAUGACUUAUUAAAGGCAGACCCAAUCGCAGACGAAGACCCCGCACACGGCGAUUCUGACGCAAUUUCUCACCAGUACACUCCUUCUCUAAAUGCGCGGCGCGUCUCCUCUAUAAAUCGUAUGCGGAGGAACAGUGGAACGCCCGGAAUAAGCGCUUCCAUGGCCUCGGAAAUUGCGACAGCAGCUUUGAGUACAGAACGAUGUCCUUGGUGUCAGGGUGUUCUGGAGUCCCAUGAUGAAGCAACCAUUGGCCUCGGUAUAGCCUGUUUGGCUACCUUUGUGCACAGAGAGCCUAGUAUGGCUGCACCCUACCUGAUUGAUAUGCUUUCGACCGCUUCACGGAUAGCUACAUCAACGCCAUAUUCAUGGCAGAAAUCAUUGUAA
Dibothriocephalus latus is the source of this 600-nucleotide messenger RNA. NCBI's taxonomy places the organism in Eukaryota, Metazoa, Platyhelminthes, Cestoda, Diphyllobothriidea, Diphyllobothriidae. The record is from the annotation of a GenBank genome assembly.